This is a messenger RNA of Oncorhynchus masou masou (cherry salmon), 6893 nucleotides long. Its product is annotated as cytochrome P450 4F3-like. Gene Ontology annotation, molecular function: oxidoreductase activity, acting on paired donors, with incorporation or reduction of molecular oxygen; monooxygenase activity; heme binding. The transcript has 13 exons. The coding region runs from base 111 to 1742 and encodes 543 amino acids. Lineage: Eukaryota; Metazoa; Chordata; Actinopteri; Salmoniformes; Salmonidae. The record is from RefSeq and is a predicted model, not a curated record.
UUGAGCCAGUGUGUGGCGGAAGAGAUUAAGAUAAAGAGAUGUUGAAAGGGUGAGACUGUCUCAGUGCACGAGAGGAACUAAAGCAAGCCAGUCAGAUCUUCUAAGAAAGGAUGGCUGUUAUUGAUGCCGUGCUGGAUGGUCUGCUAGAUGGACUCCUGGGUCUGGGUCGUCUCCUGUCUCCUCUUUGCUCCCUCUUUGUUCUCCUCCAGCUCUCUGCUCUGGUUGUCCUCCUCCUCCUGUCCCUCCGUGUCGUCUGUCUGCUGUGGAGCCAUGCUCAGUUCACCAGACGUCUCCGGUGCUUCAGUAAACCCCCCACACAAAACUGGCUGAUGGGACACCUGGGAAAGAUGCGGAGCACAGAGGAAGGCCUGCAGGCAGUGGAUCAGCUAGUAAGAACCUACAGCCACUCCUGCUCCUGGUUUCUGGGCCCCUUCUACUCCCUGGUACGACUCUUCCACCCUGACUACAUCAAGCCUCUGCUGCUGGCACCAGCUUCCAUCACAGUCAAAGAUGAGCUUUUCUAUGGGUUCCUGAGACCAUGGCUGGGACAGAGUCUUCUCCUGAGUAACGGAGAGGACUGGUCUCGUCGAAGACGUCUACUCACUCCUGCAUUCCACUUCGACAUCCUCAAGAACUAUGUGAAGAUCUUCAACCACUCCUCCGACAUCAUGCAUUCUAAGUGGCGCCGCCUGGUGGCCGAGGGAGAGAGCCGCCAGGACAUGUUCAGUCACAUCAGCCUGAUGACUCUGGACAGUCUGCUCAGAUGUACCUUCAGCUACAACAGCAACUGCCAGGAGAGUUCCAGUGAGUACAUUGCAGCCAUUUUUGAGCUGAGUACCCUGGUGAUUGAGCGGAGAGGACGUAUCCUGCACCACUGGGACUGUCUGUACUGGAGGUCCCCAGAGGGACAGCGCUUCAAACAGGCCUGUAGUGUAGUACACGGGUUCACCAGGACUGUUGUCCAGGAGCGCAGAGCACAGCUUCUCCACCGGGGGGAGCCAGAGAGCCACACUGACACCACAGGAGGGGAGGAGAAGAAGAAGAAAAGAGUAGCAGAUUUCAUUGAUUUGUUACUGCUGUCAAAGGAUGAGGAUGGUCAUGGUCUCACAGAUGAGGAGAUAAAAGCAGAGGCAGACACUUUCAUGUUUGGAGGUCAUGACACCACGGCCAGCGGGAUCAGCUGGGUUCUGUAUAACCUGUCUCAGCAUCAGGACUACCAGGACUGCUGUAGAGCCGAGGUCAACGACCUGCUACAAGACCGAAAGACAGAGGACUUAGACUGGGAGGACCUGAGCAGCCUCCCCUUCACCACCAUGUGUAUUAAAGAGUCUCUGAGACUGCACUCCCCCGUGUCUGCUGUCACCAGACAAUACACGAAGGACAUGGCGGUGCCAGGUGGACGGGUCAUACCACAGGGUAGCAUCUGUCUGGUGAGCAUCUAUGGGACCCAUCACAACCCUGAGAUCUGGCCUGACCCAGACGUCUACAACCCCAUGCGCUUCGACCCUGAGAACUCAAAGGGCCGUUCAUCCCAUGCCUUCAUACCUUUCUCUUCGGGACCUAGGAACUGUAUAGGUCAGAAGUUUGCCAUGGCGGAGCUGCGUGUGGUGGUGGCACUGACCUUGAGGAGGUUCCGUUUGACCCCAGGGGGGGUGGAGGUGAGGAGGCUACCCCAUCUGGUGCUCAGGGCCGAGGGGGGGCUGUGGCUGACGCUGGAGACCCUAGAAGCACCCCAGGACUAACCCCUGAACUCCUCUCUCCUCUAUGGAUCAGACAGAGAAAACUGAUUUUAUGACUUUACUGUAUUAACAUACGCUGAGUAUACGAAACGUUAAGAACAGCUUAACACAGUAAAAUACAUAGGCCUAAAGCCGACAAAUAAACAGUAAAAUACAUAGGCCUAAAGCCGACAAAAUGAAAACAAUAGAAUACAUAGGUCUAAAGCCGACAAAUGAAAACAAUAGAAUACAGAGGCCUAAAGCCGACAAAAUGAAAACAAUAGAAUACAUAGGCCUAAAGCAGACAAAAUGAAAACAAUAGAAUACAUAGGCCUAAAGCCGACAAAAUGAACACAAUAGAAUACAUAGAGGCCUAAAGCCGACAAAAUGAAUACAAUAGAAUACAUAGGCCUAAAGCCGACAAAAUGAAAACAAUAGAAUACAGAGGCCUAAAGCCGACAAAUAAACAAUAGAAUACAUAGGCCUAAAGCUGACAAAAUGAAAACAAUAGAAUACAUAGGCCUAAAGCUGACAAAAUGAAAACAAUAGAAGACAUAGGCCUAAAGCCGACAAAAUGAAAACAAUAGAAUACAUAGGCCUAAAGCCGACAAAAUGAAAACAAUAGAAUACAUAGGCCUAAAGCCGACAAAUGAAAACAAUAGAAUACAUAGAGGCCUAAAGCCGACAAAAUGAAAAAAAUAGAAUACAUAGGCCUAAAGCCGACAAAUGAAAACAAUAGAAUACAGAGGCCUAAAGCCGACAAAAUGAAAACAAUAGAAUACAUAGGCCUAAAGCCGACAAAAUGAACACAAUAGAAUACCUGGGCCUAAAGCAGACAAAAUGAACACAAUAGAAUACAUGGGCCUAAAGCAGACAAAAUGAACACAAUAGAAUACAUAGGCCUAAAGCCGACAAAUGAAAACAAUAGAAUACAUAGAGGCCUAAAGCCGACAAAAUGAAAACAAUAGAAUACAUAGAGGCCUAAAGCCGACAAAAUGAAUACAAUAGAAUACAUAGGCCUAAAGCCGACAAAAUGAAAACAAUAGAAUACAGAGGCCUAAAGCCGACAAAUAAACAAUAGAAUACAUAGGCCUAAAGCUGACAAAAUGAAAACAAUAGAAUACAUAGGCCUAAAGCCGACAAAAUGAAAACAAUAGAAUACAUAGGCCUAAAGCUGACAAAAUGAAAACAAUAGAAUACAUAGGCCUAAAGCUGACAAAAUGAAAACAAUAGAAUACAGAGGCCUAAAGCCGACAAAAUGAAAACAAUAGAAUACAUAGGCCUAAAGCUGACAAAAUGAAAACAAUAGAAUACAGAGGUCUAAAGCCGACAAAUAAACAAUAGAAUACAUAGGCCUAAAGCUGACAAAAUGAAAACAAUAGAAUACAUAGGCCUAAAGCCGACAAAAUGAAAACAAUAGAAUACAGAGGCCUAAAGCCGACAAAAUGAAAACAAUAGAAUACAGAGGCCUAAAGCCGACAAAAUGAAAACAAUAGAAUACAUAGGCCUAAAGCCGACAAAAUGAAAACAAUAGAAUACAUAGGCCUAAAGCAGACAAAAUGAACACAAUAGAAUACAGAGGCCUAAAGCCGACAAAAUGAAAACAAUAGAAUACAUAGGCCUAAAGCCGACAAAAUGAAAACAAUAGAAUACAUAGGCCUAAAGCCGACAAAAUGAAAACAAUAGAAUACAUAGAGGCCUAAAGCCGACAAAUGAAAACAAUAGAAUACAUAGAGGCCUAAAGCCGACAAAAUGAAAACAAUAGAAUACAUAGAGGCCUAAAGCCGACAAAAUGAAUACAAUAGAAUACAUAGGCCUAAAGCCGACAAAAUGAAAACAAUAGAAUACAGAGGCCUAAAGCCGACAAAUAAACAAUAGAAUACAUAGGCCUAAAGCUGACAAAAUGAAAACAAUAGAAUACAUAGGCCUAAAGCCGACAAAAUGAAAACAAUAGAAUACAUAGGCCUAAAGCUGACAAAAUGAAAACAAUAGAAUACAUAGGCCUAAAGCUGACAAAAUGAAAACAAUAGAAUACAGAGGCCUAAAGCCGACAAAAUGAAAACAAUAGAAUACAUAGGCCUAAAGCUGACAAAAUGAAAACAAUAGAAUACAGAGGUCUAAAGCCGACAAAUAAACAAUAGAAUACAUAGGCCUAAAGCUGACAAAAUGAAAACAAUAGAAUACAUAGGCCUAAAGCCGACAAAAUGAAAACAAUAGAAUACAGAGGCCUAAAGCCGACAAAAUGAAAACAAUAGAAUACAGAGGCCUAAAGCCGACAAAAUGAAAACAAUAGAAUACAUAGGCCUAAAGCCGACAAAAUGAAAACAAUAGAAUACAUAGGCCUAAAGCAGACAAAAUGAACACAAUAGAAUACAGAGGCCUAAAGCCGACAAAAUGAAAACAAUAGAAUACAUAGGCCUAAAGCCGACAAAAUGAAAACAAUAGAAUACAUAGGCCUAAAGCCGACAAAAUGAAAACAAUAGAAUACAUAGAGGCCUAAAGCCGACAAAAUGAAAACAAUAGAAUACAUAGGCCUAAAGCCGACAAAAUGAACACAAUAGAAUACAUAGGCCUAAAGCCGACAAAAUGAAAACAAUAGAAUACAGAGGCCUAAAGCCGACAAAUAAACAAUAGAAUACAUAGGCCUAAAGCUGACAAAAUGAAAACAAUAGAAUACAUAGGCCUAAAGCUGACAAAAUGAAAACAAUAGAAUACAUAGGCCUAAAGCUGACAAAAUGAAAACAAUAGAAUACAGAGGCCUAAAGCUGACAAAAUGAAAACAAUAGAAGACAUAGGCCUAAAGCCGACAAAAUGAAAACAAUAGAAUACAUAGGCCUAAAGCCGACAAAAUGAAAACAGUAAAAUAUCCUGAUGAAAAUGCAGGUUCUCAUGAAUCGCUCUACUCAGCCUCCCUUUCCAUCUGUCUUGACUUGAGCUAUGACUCAACGUUAUCAGGACAGAGAAACCACAUACAUGCUCAUUGCUCUAUCAGCUGGACAUAAAAUAAACCGGUACAUGUUGUUUCUCACACGUGUAUCAGGUUGUGAACUCUACAAAAAAAAAAAGGUGAAUUCACCAAUUUGUAAGUCGCUCUGGAUAAGAGCGUCUGCUAAAUGACUUAAAUGUUAAUGUUAAUGUUACAAACAACGUUUUUCCACUCGUGGGAAGGAGAACGGUAAAUGACUGUAAAUGCAUACAUUAACAGAAAUGUAACCAAAUGACGGGAUGAACGGCACAUCUACUAUGCCUACUGGUUACAUAUAUGAUGGAGAAUUGAACAAAACAAACAAUCGAAGAGCAAACAAUUCACAACAAUGAAUGUGCAGUAAUUGUCAGGAGACCACAGGGGAAGCAUUCUGGAGAGAGACGCCCAUAUCUUCGCGACACAUCCCUCCCCUACUUCUUGUUGCAACAUUUUUAAAUUAGUCUCGAGACGCAUUAUCUUCACACAUUUGAGAUGUUUUUCACUGACAGCCACAACUCAAUAAUCAGCCAGGUCUAUUGCCAUGCGCGCUGCCCAAAUUGCUGGUUUCCCAAAUAGGAAUAGGCAAACAAUCCAUAACUAUUUUUAUUUAACUAGUUAAGAACAAAAUCAUAUUUACAAUGACGGCUUGGGAACAGUGGGUUAACUGCCUUGUUCAGGGGCAGAACAACAGAUGUUUACCUUGUCAGCUCUGGGGAUUCGGUCUAGCAACUUUUCGGUUACUGGCCCAAUGCUCUAUCCCCCAGGCUACCUGCCGCUUAUGAUGCUCUGUGGCUAAGUUUAGCUCUCUGGUAAAGUAUUUAGAAUUAUUUUAUUGGGACAGGAGUAAUUGUUUAAUGUUGAUAAAAAACAUCAAUUACUUUAGGGGAAGCCAGCAUCUGAACACUGUGUUCCCGCUAACUUCCCUUUCUAAUUCGCAAGUGGCUGAAACCAGAGAUAACUAUAUAUAAUGACGAGACGUUGAUGUCUCCGUUCUAACAAUGUGAGUCGUUCCAAAGGCGGGAAUGCAGGCUUCAAGCUUAGGUCUUGCAUAUCAUGCCCAUAGAAACGCAUUGGGUUAUUUCAGGAUUUAUUCUGGCGAGAGUGAGUCCUCUCGCUUUGCCAAAUCAUCUAUGUUAAAACGAGCGAGAGAAACAGCGCCCCUCUGUUUCCUUAGGUGUAGACCAUGUAUCUGAUAAUAUCUGGCAGGAAAAGGUACUACAUGUCAUACUCCUUUUGUCCAGACAGCAUCACAUACGGAGACAGAGGGAUGCUUUUUCGCUCGCUCGAAUGCUUUAUCUGAGAUUGAUGCGUAUUCCUGUCGGCGCGCGUCUUGGCCAAAUAAACGUUCAAUAUUUCUCUAUUUUAUUUGGACGGGCAAGGAGGGAGGUAGGUAGGGCAGGCCAGCCCCCCCAUGUCCCGCCCAUAACACCUACCGCCCAUAAUGUUUCAGGCGCAUCGGUUAGUGUCAAGAAGUGCAACGCUGCUGGAUUUUUCAUGCUCAACAGUUUCCCGUGUAUAUCAACAAUGGUCCACCACCUAAAGGACAUCCAGCCAACUUGAGAACAACUGGGGGACGUAUAGGGUGGUACAGUAGGUAGCCAAGCACUUAAGAACUUAGUAACUGAAAGGUUGCUGGUUUGAAUCCCCUAGCAGAAUAAGGGGGAAGAAUCUGCCGAUGUGCCCUUGAGCAAGGCACUUAACUCAAGUCGCUCUGGAUAAGAGCGUCUGCUAAAGUGUGAAAUGGGUCAGCAUCCCUGUAGAGUCCAUGCACAAACAUCUGAAGCUGUUCUGAGGGCACAAGGGGGAGGUGCAACUCAAUAUCAGGAAGGUGUUCCUAAUGUUUUGUCCGCUCAGUGUAUGUCAGAUGUAUUAGAACAUAAAUACACAUAGAAACAUCUCAAUGCACGGUGAAUGUAGGUCGGCCUACUGAAUGUAUGUGAACAUAGAUACACAUAGAAACAUCUCAAUGCACGGUGAAUGUAGGUCGGCCUACUGAAUGUAUGUGAACAUAGAUACACAUAGAAACAUCUCAAUGCACGGUGAAUGUAGGUCGGCCUACUGAAUGUAUGUGAACAUAGAUACAUUAAGUACUUUUCAUUUGAAUUGUUAAUGCGAAUUUUGUAAGCUAUUUGUUUUUUUGCAGUGUGUGUGCAUUGUUAUUUUGAGAUUCAAUAAACAUAGCCUUGAUGAGUACGGUGCUAGCAUGUGAA